Rotaria socialis is the source of this 2397-nucleotide messenger RNA. Lineage: Eukaryota; Metazoa; Rotifera; Eurotatoria; Philodinida; Philodinidae. The record is from the annotation of a GenBank genome assembly.
AUGAAUCCAUUCUCGUCAUAUCGCAUAAUCAAUGCUGAAGACAUAGUUAGAGCUAAUAUACGUCCUAUGCAUGUUGCUGCAGAUACAGACAGUUUGUUAGCUGUAUUAACUCCCGUGAUAUUUAUAACUAGAUCAGAUGUACCAAAAGCAGAAAGUCUUCAUUCGAAUUUCGUACAAAAACUUCGCUCAAAAGUGCAUGUUUUAGAUUUAUUGCAACAUUUCGGCUAUGUUUUGAACGAACAGGGCUAUUAUAUCUAUAGACAAACCGAUUCAAUCCGUGACAAAACAAGUCGUGAAAAUGCCACUAAUGAAUUUAAACGAUUUUAUGAUGAUUUGAAACAAAUUAAAGACGGUUCUUUACAUGGUUUCGACGGCUUUCUUACGCAUACUAGAAAACGUCCAUCAUCGGUAUAUUCGGAUAAUGAUUCAGAGGAAGAACCAUACGCAAGAAAUUUAACACCGACUACAACUCCUCGUUCACGAUCACCACCAUUGCCGAAUGCUAGACGAGUUGAACAAGGCAAUGAAAACACACUAGAUCACAUUAGAUUAUUCAAGGAAAGCAUCGCACCAAAACAUGGUGGACGAUCUGCACAUAGUUUUAUUCGUCGAAAAUUAUUACUUGUUUUAUUUAAACAGAAAUAUCCCGAUUCAGCUGAAGUUGGCGAUGAAUUUAUUGACGAGGACAUCGAUCAAAAGAUACGCGACUUAAAACAUCGGGAUACCAACCCAAAUCCUACUGAUGGCGACGAAAUUUACGUUGAAUGCUUACUCCGGGCGAGUCUCGAUCUUGAAAUUGCAUAUGGCAUUCUAAGAAAUAAUCGACCAAAUUUAAAACCACCUGAACCAGAAACUCCACGAGGACCAACAACAACGGCACUGACGACUAGUAUACCAUAUUUGCAGCAGCACUGGAAAGCAUUGAAUGAAGAUACAGAAGAAAGCGUAGCCCCACAAAUGCUAUUGCAUGAAGGCGACGAAUGGAAAAAUGCGACGCAUGUCAUAACAUCUAUUAACGAUAUUCGAGAACAAUACCGGAAUCAACCAAUUGAUGAGAAUAUAAUUUCUAAAAUGUUUCGAUUGAUCUACAGUGAACUUUCAAAUGUAGUUGGCCCACAAUCAGGCGUAAAAAUUGAACUAUUUGCAUAUGCUUUAUGCGACGUGUCACCUGAUACUCUUAAAUAUCUCUACAUGAUUGAUGUCAAAGACAUUUUGCGUACAACUAAUGACACAGAAAUCAAUGAAAACUUUCGUGACAAUGCAUUUAAGUCGCUUUCAAUCCAAUGUCCAAUGUGCUUUGAAUCUUAUCCACGUGGUCGCAUGGAGACAAUGUAUUUAUGUGAUCACGUGUGUUGUUUAGAUUGCAUCAAACAAUAUUACCGCGGAGCUAUUAAAGAGAUUCGAGAACCUCAAUCAUUGUUGAAGCUGACCUGUUUUCAGGAAUUAAAGCCAAUUUCUGAUGAUGUAAAAUUGAACUUUUUUCAAUAUAUAGGAUCAAAAUUUAGUCAAUGGUUUACCGAUGAAAGAGUGCUUCUCGAUACCUAUCAAGAAAACUUAUUUAUGGCAACACGAGAUUCACAAAUCAAAAAAUGUUGUAAUCCAAAAUGUCCAGACUUUUUUGUUCCUAACAAUAACAAUAACCAAGUUGUUCGUAUUCAAUGUCCUCGUUGUCAAUUUCCACAAUGUCAACAAUGUAGUAGAAAAUGGCUUGCUGAUCAUAAUGGGAAGACUUGUGAACAAUAUGUGAAGUGGUUAUUAGAUAACGAUCCUGAUGAUCCGGAAGUACAAUUUUUAAAGUAUUUGAAUACAGCUGGUAUGAUGUGUCCCAAUGAGCAGUGCAAAGCCGUGUAUGAAUAUAAACCAGGUGGAUGCGAACAUUUCACAUGUACAACUUGCGGAACGGAAUUUUGUCGAGUAUGUUCGGCACUUUUCUACAACCCCAAGAAGAAUAAAGUCUGCCCGCGGAAUAAUUGUACGUUGAAAGAUACGAUACACGCCCAUUGUUCUUACAAUUGUUUUCGUGAAAUUCGUGAUGCUGACGCCAAUGAAUUUGUUGAAUUACUAGCAGCUCAUAAUAUAAAUGUCGUUGAAGAACUUCGUCAAAAACCAGAGGGGAAAAACCUUAAGUGCCCAGUAGAAGAUUGUCCUAAUGCGCCAUCCGCAGCAUGUAACAAUCGGUUUUGCGAUCGAUGCUACAAAGCAUUUCUGUGUUUACUCAUAUGGCGUAAUAAAAUCGAACCCUGGACAUUGAAUACAGAUGGUAAUUUACGUCAAAAGCUUACUAAUUCUUCCAUUGCUGUACCAGCAACUGCAACAAGAGAAAAUCUGAUUCAGCUGGCACGACAACAUUUGACUAAACUUCUAGGAGAACCAAAAAAGAUAGAGAGACAAAGAUAA